Armigeres subalbatus is the source of this 1786-nucleotide messenger RNA. RefSeq lists its product as uncharacterized. The transcript has a single exon. The record is from RefSeq and is a predicted model, not a curated record. Lineage: Eukaryota; Metazoa; Arthropoda; Insecta; Diptera; Culicidae. Gene Ontology annotation, molecular function: nucleic acid binding. Gene Ontology annotation, biological process: DNA integration. The annotation marks the transcript as partial.
CUAUGAUUCGUUGCAACUUCAUGUAUUUGUGGACGCAGGUGAUCAGGCAUAUGGAGCUGUUGCCUAUUUCCGCAUCGUUGAUCAAGGAAUCCCGAGAUGCGCUAUAGUAGCAGCGAAGACAAAAGUAACACCCUUAAAACCACUGUCUGUACCACGAUGUGAAAUAAAUGCUGGUGUGGUCGGUGUUCGACUCAUGAAGACAAUUGAACAAAACCACUCGCUGCAAAUCACGAAACGCUUCCUUUGGACCGAUUCAACGACCGUUUUAUCUUGGCUACGGGCCGAUCCGCGGAAGUAUCGGCAAUAUGUGGCGCUGCGGGUCUCCGAAAUACUCACAGAAAGCGAAUUUAAUGAAUGGUACUGGAUUGCUACAAAAAGGAAUAUUGCCGACAAGACAACAAAAUGGAGCAAUGGACCUGACUUCGAUUCGGACAGUGAGUGGUACUGUGGACCCGAAUUUCUUCUUCAACCAGAAACCGAAUGGGCCAUCAAACAACCAAGCAUGAUAGAUCCACCUGAGGAGCUUAAGGCAGUCAACAUGCAUCAUGAGAUACCCCUGGAUGUAAUACUGGAUUUUUCAGCGUUCUCUCAAUUGAAAGUGUUGCAGAAGAGAUUAGCGUAUCUUCAUCAUUUUCGGCGAUGUUGUGCACUCAAAUCAAGAACACCAACAACUGAAGGCAAGGUAUUAUUGACUCAAGAUGACUAUCAAGCGGCUGAAAAUAGUAUGUGGAAAAUGGUUCAGGCGCAAGAAUUUUCGAAUGAGAUUGCCAUUUUGAAGAGGAAUGCAACUUUAUCAGUGAAUAAGCGAGUUCAUUUAGGAAAAUCCAGCUCUUUAUCUAAACUGUCCCUUUUCAUCGACAACGAUGGAAUACUCCGAAUGAGCAGCCGUAUCGAUCCUGAAGCGGCAUACUAUGCUUACAACUUUCGGAAUCCUAUUGUUUUGCCAAAGCAGAGCCACGUAACAGAUUUGCUAGUGUUUCACUAUCACCAACGAUUCGGACAUGCCAAUGUAGAGAUCGUAGUAAACGAGUUACGGCAGAGAUAUUAUAUACCAAAGCUGCGAGCUGUCGUCAGGAAGGUGGUUAAACGAUGCAUAUGGUGUCGUGUGUUCCAUGCGGCCCCACGUAGUCCGAAAAUGGCAGCGUUGCCUCAACCACGAGUGCAACCUUAUGUACGCCCGUUUUCUUUCGUCGGAUUGGACUACUUUGGGCCAAUGAUUGUCAAGAGGGGACGCACAAACGUCAAAAGGUGGGUGGCACUUUUCACGUGCCUCACGAUAAGGGCAGUUCAUCUGGAGGUGGUGCAUUCCUUGUCGACAGAGUCCUGUAAGAUGGCUAUUCGGCGCUUCAUAGCGCGACGAGGCUCACCGCGAGAAAUCUUUAGCGACAACGGCACAAAUUUCAGAGGCGCUGCAAGAGAAUUGGCGGAAGAGAUUAAAACUAUCAACAGAGCGGAUAGUUCCACAUUCACAAAGGCCGAUACAAAGUGGGAUUUGGCCCCUCCUUCAGCUCCCCACAUGGGGGGAGAGGGGGAGCGAAAGGUUCGCUCCGUAAAAGAGGCUUUCAAAUCGUUAUGUCAUCGAGAUAAAUUCGACGACGAAGAGUUUACUACCUUUCUCAUGGAAGCGGAAAUGAUUGUGAAUUCACACCCAUUGACAUUUGUUCCACUUGAUGAUCCUAACCAGGAAGUGUUGACACCAAACAGUUUCUUAUUAAUGGACUCAAGCGGAGCCAAUAAUGCUCCCCAAAUACCUACAGAGAAUCCCGUUUCGGUGAAGUUGAAUUGA